UCCUCUAAUUUGAAUUAUUAAGGGCAUGGUUAAGAUUGUUGCCACUAGAUGUCCUUCACAUCAACUGUAACUCACGCGGGUGCAACCGGAAGCCAGGUCCAGUACCGCAUUGGCGCUCGAGUUGGAGGUUUGUGUUUUUUGACAGUGCUGAUGUUAUUUGGAGAAGGUAAGAUAAUUAUUUUUUUGCAUUGAUAUACUGGCUGUAAUGAUUUGGUAUUUAUGCUGCAUAUAGCCAAUCGUGUGUGCAUUAUAGGUAUGUGCCAUAACAUGAUAUAUAAAACAUAGAUGUUUUAUUAAAAAAAAAUAAUGCGAAUAUUUACGUAUGGGGUGAGAUGGACCCCGAGGGUUCCAUCUCACCCCUUACUCUAAAUAUUUUACAAACACUUAGCAUUUUCUUUCCUUUUUCCUUGUAGAUGCCCCGGAAAUACGUGAGAAUAAGUAAUAGAGGGGGAUGGAAUACAGAAGCAAUGCAGAAUGCAAUAUCUGCAGUUAAAGAAAAAAAGAUGGGUGUGAAAGCAGCCUCCAAGGAAUUUAAUGUCCCCAAGACUACUCUACGUCGCCGCGUUAAAGAGAAAAAUAAGAUAGCAACCGGUUCGACAAAGAUGCUUGGUCCUCUCACGACGGUAUUCAGUAAUGAACAAGAAGAAGAGUUGGUUGCUCACAUUUUAUCGAUGGAAGAUCGAUUUUUUGGACUUACUACAAGGGAUGUUCGCUACAUUGCAUUCCAAGCAGCGGAGAGGAAUAACUUGGACCACAAAUUUAACAAAACGGUUGGACUUGCAGGUAAAGACUGGUUAUUGGGCUUCCUACGGCGCCACCCACAACUUUCAAUUCGGACCCCAGAACCAACUUCUGCUGCUCGAGCAAGAUGCUUCAAUCAGACAAAUGUGGACAAGUUCUUCGACAUCUUAUCCUUAGUUCAGGAAGGCCACUUCUUUCCUCCACACAGGAUUUUCAAUGUGGAUGAGACAGGUAUUACAACGGUGCAGACAAAACCUACAAAAAUCCUUGGUCAGCGUGGGAAAAAACAGAUUGGCAGUCUGACUUCUGCUGAAAGAGGAGUUCUAGCUACAGCAGUUUGCUGUAUGUCAGCUGGAGGGCAGUUUGUUCCACCUUUCCUCAUCUUUCCACGGGUUCGUAUGAAGCAAGAACUAAAGGAUGGUGCUCCACCAGGAACCGGAUUUGCCUGUCAUCCAUCUGGGUGGAUGCAGCUCCCCAUUUUUACAGAAUGGUUUCAGCACUUUAUUGCCCACACCAAGCCAUCAGUGAAUGAUCCAGUAUUGUUGAUUAUGGAUGGACAUAUGACCCAUAUUAAGAAUCUUGAUGUUAUCAAUCUUGCCAGGGAUAAUUAUGUCACGAUUGUUGUUUUACCACCACAUUGCAGUCACCGAAUGCAGCCACUGGAUGUUUCAUUUAUGAAACCACUGAAUGCCUACUAUGUGAGGGCUAUUGAAACAUUCCUCAGAAACAAUCCUGGCAGGCUUGUGACAAUCUACAAAAUAAGUGCUUUGUUUGGUGAGGCCUAUCUACAUGCUGCUGUUCCAAACACAGCCAUUAAUGGGUUUAAGAAAACCGGUAUCUGCCCAUUGAAUAAGCAUGUUUUCGGAGAAGCUGCAUUUUUACCUGCCCACCCAACAGACUUUCCAUUAAAUGCUGAUCAGGAAGAGGAAGAUCUGAACGACCAUGUCGCCCCUCCUAUCAUGGUCACUGAGAAUGAACCUGAAUUGGAAGUAGCUGACAUAUCGGAAAACUCAUGUGCUGUUCCUGUUCCUGAAAACCAAGUCUGUUCAGGCCAGGUAGUUCACCCAAGGAAAUUGUUCCCUUGCCAAAGGUGACCAUAACGACACGAAAGAAAAGACCUAGGGCUCAAAGGAGACCCCUCAACAUGACAGGAUCCCCAUACAAGAAUGAGCUCGAGACAGAAAUUCAGAAGAAAAAAGAAAAAGAGGUCAGUCUAGCAAAGAAGCAAAAAGAAAGAGAAGCCAAAAAUCAUAUCAAAGCAACUACGACGUGAAAAAAGGAAGAUAAACCCAAAAACACAACAAGCAAAAGCUGGACCAUCCUGGCUUCAUGAAAGCAACAGCGAGAGUGAAGAGGGAGAUGGAACUGUCUGCCUGUAUUGCAGUGACACCUUUGGAAAUUCUGCAAGAGGUGAAGGGUGGGUUUGUUGUGCCAAUUGUAAAAAAUGGGCACACGAGCAAUGUGCAGUGAUACUGGAUGAUGAGGAUGAUAUUGAGUGUUUUGUUUGUGAUCUAUGCAAGGAAUGAUCAGGCAAUUUGGCAUAAUAUUUAUAAAGUAUCCCUGCAGGUGUAAAAUGGGCACAGAAGCAAAUGUAUGUGGGUAAAGGAUGCUGAAAGAAGGGUUUUCUUUGUAAUUUGAUCCAGGAAGGAUCUGUUUUCAUUAUUUUUUGGUCGAGGGUUAUGAUGAACCCUUAGGAAG
Homarus americanus (American lobster) is the source of this 2439-nucleotide messenger RNA. RefSeq names its product MFS-type transporter clz9-like. The coding region runs from base 414 to 1835 and encodes 473 amino acids. Lineage: Eukaryota; Metazoa; Arthropoda; Malacostraca; Decapoda; Nephropidae. The transcript has 3 exons. Gene Ontology annotation, molecular function: DNA binding. The record is from RefSeq and is a predicted model, not a curated record. Gene Ontology annotation, cellular component: nucleus.